AUGACAUUGUUUCUACUAACAGCUGCAGCUACAGGUGUUGGACGUUCUUCAGUGUAUCGUGUGACAAAUGAGUACAAGGCCACAUACUCUUUGAAGUCUCCCAAGAAAGGAAAAUUAAGACAGAUACUUUCUGAAAUUGUUGAUGACUUCAACAGAAAUGUGAUACAAAGGAAAGAACAAGAAUUUUUUUAUGCAGGUCUGGGCAAUUUUCGGAGAACUCCAUUUUAUAAGUUAUUGAGAGAAAUGAAUUUCAAAUAUGUCCGGCAUGGACGUGAUAGCUUGCUAAUAGACAGGGAUGACAUCAUUUUAUGGAGGCGGCGUUAUCUUCGAACCAUUAAACGGUUGAGAGAUGAAGGACAUACUCGAAGUUACGUCUGGGUAGAUGACACUAUAAAUUCCUCAAAAGAAGCGUUUCUGUCCGGGUUAUCCACCGGAAGCAAGAGCCCAUCAGGUAAAGGGAAACGUCUGAUUAUCUCACACAUUGACAGCAAAGCAGGGUUCGUUGAAGGAUGUUUGUGGACUUUCGAAUCCAAGAUAAGUGAAGAUUAUCAUGAGGAGAUGUGCGCCGAAACCUUCGAGAAGUGGUUUCACGAUGUUCUCUUUAAAGUACUGCUAGAAGAAGCAGGAAGAACAGUGACUGCAGAGGAUUGGAACAAGUGCGUCCUCCAGGUCGUAGAAAAAAUGGAAACUCGAAUGUGGAAAUUAGACUGCAUUAUAGAGGAGAGAGGGGAGCGGUUUGUUAUAAACCUCAAUGAAAACAGUUGUAGUUCAGCAGAGUGA
Messenger RNA from Schistocerca gregaria, 780 nucleotides. RefSeq lists its product as uncharacterized. The coding region runs from base 1 to 780 and encodes 259 amino acids. The transcript is spliced from 4 exons. NCBI's taxonomy places the organism in Eukaryota, Metazoa, Arthropoda, Insecta, Orthoptera, Acrididae. The record is from RefSeq and is a predicted model, not a curated record.